This is a messenger RNA of Girardinichthys multiradiatus, 4819 nucleotides long. It is a transcript of the gene ift80, whose product is annotated as intraflagellar transport 80 homolog (Chlamydomonas). Gene Ontology annotation, cellular component: intraciliary transport particle B; centrosome; cilium. Gene Ontology annotation, biological process: cilium assembly. Gene Ontology annotation, molecular function: protein binding. The coding region runs from base 530 to 2866 and encodes 778 amino acids. NCBI's taxonomy places the organism in Eukaryota, Metazoa, Chordata, Actinopteri, Cyprinodontiformes, Goodeidae. The transcript has 20 exons. The record is from RefSeq and is a predicted model, not a curated record.
UCCGCCUCUUGGAACAGUUUACAUGCUUCGGAAAACACAUCAAACUCAUUGCACAAGCGAGUGAUAUAAGCGACACGUUUGACUUUAAUUAGCGCGAUUAAGCGGGCUUAGUUAAUAACAGUUAUUUAUAUUUUAAAAAUAUGUGGAAAUGUCAGACUUUGAGGACACGUGAGUUACAACUCUCGCGAUGACGCACUUUUUCUCAAAGCUGUUUGUCGUCUUGAUUGCUACCUAAAGUUAGCCCGUUGGGUAAAUAUUACUGUUAGAUUAUGGAUCUGGUUGCUUUGUACUGCAUUAACGUUUUUACUAUUAUGAACGACCUGCGUGCGGCGUUUGCUGUCCUGCUGUGAACUCGGCGACGUCAGAAUGAUGGCCGUGCGCCUCUGAAAACGGUUACAAGCAGGAUUCACGUUAGCAACGGUGACAGCUACCUUAGCAACUGCACACCUCCUUCACUGUUAGUGCUAUCAGGGCAAACAAACGGUUGUAUUACCGUAUUAACGGGGAUACAACAGAACAAACAUCCGCAAUGAUGAGGCUGAAAACAUCGCUGCUAAAGGAACCAAAACAUAGUGAGCUUGUCAGUUGCGUUGGUUGGACCACAGCAGAUGAGCUGUACUCUUGCAGUGAGGAUCAUCAGAUCCUCAAAUGGAACCUGCUCACCAAUGAGACCAGCCUGGUGGUCCAACUGCCAGAGGACAUUUAUCCGGUUGAUCUACACUGGUUCCCCAAAACUGUUGGUGCCAAGAAGCAGACACAGGCUGAGAUUUCUGCCAUCACCAGCACAGAUGGAAAGUUCCACCUGGUCUCCAAGAUGGGACGCAUUGAGAAGAGUGUGGAGGGGCACAAAGGGGCUGUUUUGGCUGGAAGGUGGAACUAUGAUGGAACCGCUCUAAUCACAGCGGGAGAAGAUGGACAGAUCAAGAUCUGGUCAAAAAGUGGAAUGCUGCGCUCAACAUUAGUGAGCCUAGGGUCUCCUGUUUAUUCUGUUGCUUGGGGUCCAGACUCUGACAGAAUACUCUACACAUCAGGAAGGCAGCUAAUCAUCAAACCUCUGCAACCCAGCGCCAAAGUCAUUCAGUGGAAGGCUCAUGAUGGACUUGUUCUAAAGGUGGACUGGAAUUCAGUCAACGACCUCAUCCUAUCAGGUGGAGAGGAUUGUAAAUAUAAGGUUUGGGACAGCUUCGGUCGUCUGCUUUACUUGUCAUCCUCUCAGGACUACCCCAUCACCUCUUUGUCCUGGGCCCCAGAUGGAGAGGUGUUUUCUGUGGGCUCCUUCAACACCCUGUGGCUCUGUGACAAGACUGGCUGGUCCUAUGCGCUGGAGAAACCCAACACAGGCAGUGUGUUCAGCCUGGCCUGGUCUGCAGAUGGCACCCAGCUGGCUGGAGCCUGCGGAAACGGACAUGUCAUCUUUGCCCAUGUGGUGGAGCAGCACUGGGAGUGGAAGAACUUUGUCAUCACUCUUACCAAAAGAAGAACCAUGCAGGUGAGGAAUGUACUGAACGAUGCAGUAGAUGUGUUGGAGUUUAGAGAUCGUGUCAUCAAAGCCUCUUUGGCCUUCGACCACCUGGUGGUUGCCACUUCCCUCCAGUGCUACGUCUACAACUCCAGGAACUGGAAUACUCCCCUCAUCUUUGAUCUAAAGGAGGGAACGGUCAGCCUCAUCCUGCAGGCAGAGAAACAUUUUUUACUAGUGGAUGGAUCAGGAUUGUAUACCUUCUCUUAUGAGGGUCGGUUAAUAUCAUCCCCGAAGUUUCCGGGUAUGAGAGCUGACAUUCUAAGUGCUCAGGCUGCCUCACUUAGCAACGACACAAUCGCCAUCAGAGACAAGAGUGAUGAAAAAGUAAUCUUUUUCUUUGAUGCUAUGACUGGAAGACCUCUUGGUGAUGGGAAACCCUUGACUCAUAAGCUAGAGGUGUUAGAGAUAGCUUUGGACCAGUGUGGCCCAUCCACAGAAAGGAAAAUGGCACUGAUUGACAAGAACCGUGACCUGUACUUGACCUCAGUGUGUCAUUUGGGGAGGGAUCCCAAAAUCUGCAAAAUUGGCAGCAUGGUGCACAGCAUGGCAUGGAACGAUGCUGCUAACAUCUUAUGUGGAAUCCAAGAUGAUCAGUUUACAGUGUGGUACUAUCCAAGUGUUGUCUUCACUGAUAAGGAACUGCUUCCAAAAACUAUUUUCAGAAAGGAUGGCAGCGAGUUUAGCUGUGCACCGCACAUCCUGAGCUAUGUUGGUGCCAAGGUUACCCUGCGCCAAGGAGAUGGUUCGUUGGUGUACACCACUGUCCCGAUUUAUCCUGCUCUCCUCCAUGAGUACAGCGCCUCGGCACGCUGGGAGGAUGCACUCCGUCUCUGCCGCUUUGCCAAAGACCAGCCUUUGUGGGCAUGCCUUGCUGGUAUGGCAAUGGCAAAUAGAGACUUGAACACAGCAGAAAUGGCCUAUGCUGCCAUUAGAGAGUUACCAAGAGUCCAGUACAUCAACUUCAUUAAAGAGCAGCCAUCUAAGGACUCAUCACUGGCCCACAUGCUGAUGUUCAGUGGUCAUGUCCAAGAAGCUGAAACAACUCUCCUUCAAGUUGGUCUUAUCUACCAAGCCAUACAAGUGAACAUUGACCUUUUCAACUGGAACAGGGCUCUGGAGCUGGCAGUCAAACACAAGACCCAUGUGGAUACUGUGCUGGCCUAUAGGGAGAAGUUCCUGCAGAGAUUUGGCAGGAAGGAGACCAACAAGAGAUUCCUGCAGUACUCUGAAGGGGUCGAAGUGGACUGGGAAAAAAUCCAGGCAAAGAUUGAAAUGGAGUUGUCCAAGGAGCGAGAGAAAGCUGCAAGUACCGCAGUAAGGAGCAGCGUGGCGUCGCGUCAUUAAUGUUCAAGACUUUUAGGUUUUGUUUUUUUUUUUUGCUCCACCUCAGAGUGACACAAAAUCUUUACCUGAGGUACAGCUUCCAUCUGAGAACACAUGCAAUGGACAGCAUGAUGCUGAUGCUGACUCUGGCGCCACACCUGUCUGUCAUGUAACAUGUUAUAUACAUGUUACAUGACAGACUAUAAACAACAAACAUGGCCACUUCCUUCUUUGCCAUUUUCUUACAUGCUGUGCACCUCUGGAUUUUUGUAUGUGGAGACAUUAUUUGGAUCUGCUUCAUGAGGGACAUUGAAUGUUCAUACCAGGCUUUGUCUGCAUUGUAACAAGCCACAAGACUAUUAGUGAAUAGAGCACAAAGUUGUCUGGUUCACAUCAAGCCAAUAGGUCUGCAUCCUGAAGAUAUUUGCAGUUUCACCUACGGCAACCUUCUUAAUUUCUUGCCACCGUGGGUAAAGAUGUGCUGUGAAAUAGUAAUAGUAUGACCUUAAACUGACAAGUGUGUUGCUACUAAUACUUUUUGCCAUCCCCCUUUUGCCAAGAGGACAACACUUUCUUCUAUACACAAUCUCUUUAAAUCAUUCAGAGACCUGGGUCCCCUCUUAUGCUCUCCCCUCUUCAACUUAUCCCACAGGCAUAGUUUUAUUUUAUUUAAAAUCCAAUAUUUCAAAGAGUUUAUGAUGACAUUGGCACCAAAAAGGUUACAGUAUCCUUCUGGGGAAACAAAGGACCAAAGCAUCAUAGAUCCCCCACCGUGUUUAGCAGUGUGCUACCCCACAUAUUAACCCUGGAGCGAUUGCAGCCAACAAGCUGAAGCAUAGUCUUAUCAGACCAAUUUACAGGGCUCAAGAAAAGUCCCAGCAGAGUUGAAUGAAUUCCCCAUGUUUAUGUUUGUGUUGUUAGGACAUAAAAGACUGUUUCCUGAUAUUUCUUUUGUACAACCAGUUGGCAUGUAAAUAGUGUCUAAUGGUUGUCAUUAUAACUUGGUGACCUCAAGGUGUCACUGCUUGCUGCAGUUCUUUAACAGCCAUUGAGCGGUUUUACACCAAACCUUAAACAUAGAUUCUCAUUCAACCUAGUUUGUCAAUGUUGAAGUCGCUUUAAAGUCUUGAAUUAUGGCUCUGUCUAUAGAUACAGGCAGGUUCAGGCAAGUAUCUAUGUUCUUUUAGCAAUUUCCUGACUUAUAAUGGUUGAUACACACCUCCCUUACUGGAAUAGCAAGUUCUCUUCUCUUUCCUGUUUUGAAGAGUGGCCAUAAGAAAUGGACCUGUGUUUCACAUCAUAUUUUUAUAUCCCACGAAGACAGUAAGUCUUGGAUUAAUUAUGAGUACUUAACUUUAAAGGUUAAAAAAGGCUUCAAUAACAUUUAUACUACAGGAAUCAUUAUGGAUGCCAAUAAGCUGAAUGUGUUAACAAUGAUCCUUUAUCCUCAGAUUUUCCCCCCAAAUAAAAGGAUGGAUUUCACUCAAAUAAAAGGAUGGAUUUCUCUGAAAUGUAAACUGUAGGACUAUGCCUUUGUGGUAAAAGAUGAAUUUGUUACCAGGAGUACCAAUAAUCAUAGAUGUCAUUGUACUUCUGACAUAUUUUUACCAUUGAUGGGCUUUCAUCACUACUGGUAUGUGUCCAAUUUGUUUUCAGGGCUGACUGGAACAAGUUACCAUUGCACAGAUACUCUUCAUGUUUAAAUUGGCAGCGACAGACAGUAGACAGACCUGACACAACUAACAUUGUCCAGAGUUCAUGAAGAAAAAUGGCUUAGUGAUGGAUGUCAGAUUUAAUCUUUACUCAUUUGUUCAUUUAAGCUGAUAUGUUUAGACAUGCACAGAUGAAUACUUUCAUGUUCUAAACUGUUAUUGUAUGUUAAACAUAAAUAUUUUUUUUACCAAUUAUACAUUAAAGGUUUUUUGGAAACACUACAUGGGAUAUAAUUUAAUAAAGUUAAUGGAAAAAUGUUGA